This is a messenger RNA of Trematosphaeria pertusa, 1276 nucleotides long. RefSeq lists its product as uncharacterized. Bases 46 to 843 code for a protein of 265 amino acids. NCBI's taxonomy places the organism in Eukaryota, Fungi, Ascomycota, Dothideomycetes, Pleosporales, Trematosphaeriaceae. The record is from RefSeq and is a predicted model, not a curated record. The transcript is spliced from 2 exons.
UGUUCGCAAUGGCAUCGCAAAUACACCCACGAACUUCCUGCGACCAUGGCUGCUUGCGUCGCUUGCCACAAACACCUCGAAGUCGAGAUCGAGCCUGACGAAGAUGACGACGUCCAGAUGGGCGGCUCGGCCUCCGGCAAAGCUCCCGCAGCUCCUCCGCAGACUGUCCCAGACGAUGUACACUUGAAUUGCGGGUGCCAUUUCCACUGGGACUGCCUGCUCGAAGCAUAUCAGAUCACCGAAUGCCCUAGUUGCGGAAAGAGCAUCGCAUCAACAUCCCCCGGCGGCGCGCAGCAAGUCCUCUGCAACCUGAACAACGAAGGCGGACUUCAGGAGGAUCUCGACAUUCUCCCCCUCCUCACCGAGGAAAGCUACCUCAGGGCAUAUCCCGAAGAGCGGAAAUGCCGCGCCUUCCUCGAGUUCUGCCGCGAAGGCGACGUCAGGGCCAUCAUUGGCAUGUUGCAGGACGACAGUGACGAUGAGGAUGACGACGAGGACAUGGCAGAGAGCGAACUACCGGGGAGGAAGAUAGGCGCGGACGAGCUCCUGCGAUACCAGGACCCUAUUGGGGAAAUGCAGUCGGGCCUGCAUGCUGCUGUACAGGCACAGAGCAGAGAGAUCGCGUGGUUGCUUCUGUUGCUAGCGAGCAACUUACCGUUGACGGAAAUCCCAGCAGAGGUGUUCCAAGAAGCAGAGACGCUGGGGAUCAUGAGGGGGCUUACGGAAGAUAAGACGGAUAUCAGGAACAUGAAGGAUGCGAAUGGGAAGACGGCAGAGGAUCUUGCGAAGGUGAUUGGCGGUGUAUGGACGGGCUGGGUGGGAAACGGGCGUUUGGCAAUAUGAAGGGGUCAAGGUUGCUUAUGCUUCGACUUUAAUACAAACCCCCAAGGGCACCAAAUCCGCUAUUUGGAUAAGCGUAAAGAGUCAUGGAUAUUGCGACAUACGAAUCCAGCCCGCCGUCUGCGGAUGAGCACCUGUACUGCGAGGCCGGAGUGCAAGGCAUUGCACAAUACGACAAACGAUUCUCUGACAAACGAACUAUGACUCAGCAUGCCGGGGUACACAUUCUUCUAUCGCACGAAAUUCUUACCUAGGUAGCUCAGAUAUGCGAUGCCCCCUCAUUUCUGUGCCCCGCUCCGUUAUAGCUCCGAGGUCCAUACCCAUUUCCCCACGCACUCGCCGAUACGAUCAACACGUAGACCCAAUCCGGUGAUCAAUGAGUAGGCACGUCCAAGACAGCUGACACGUUCGGCGUACAUUGCAUACAUACACGAUC